Molecule: messenger RNA, 876 nt
Organism: Magallana angulata
Lineage: Eukaryota; Metazoa; Mollusca; Bivalvia; Ostreida; Ostreidae
Exons: 2
Coding region: 1-597 (198 amino acids)
Biological process (GO): regulated exocytosis
Cellular component (GO): lysosomal membrane; trans-Golgi network membrane
Source: RefSeq, a predicted model, not a curated record
AUGUGGUGUUCUAAACUAAGAAUCUUACAAAGGGUCAAAAUGUCGGACAAAGAAAAGGACAAGAGAACGCACGAUGAGAAAUUGGCAGUAAUUAUUAAAGAAAUCAUUGCUUCCGCAAUCAUCAGUAGCACUGUGUUUAUUCUCAGCUACCUCUACCUUCCCAUCAACACUUCCGGUCUGAAGGAACUUCCGGACAGACUGACUCUUACCAUCAGCUGCCUCUUCGUGUCUUCGUUUGCUAUUCACCUAGGGAUUUUUGGAGUCUUCCGUUUCAGAGCUUUCACUAACGCCAUAGAUCCGGUUUACGGAAAAUCAGAAAACCUGGUUUUUCUUCCGAACCAGAUAUUGAGAAACACAACUGAGCAGUUCUUUUUGCACAUGAUGGCCAUGCUGACUCUGACUCUGUUCUUACAGGGCAGCUCUAUGAAGGCUAUUCCAAUUCUGUGUGGCAUUUUUUUGAUCGCUAGGAUUGUGUUUCAGGUUGGAUAUACGGCUUCUCCUAUGAAAAGAGCGUAUGGAUUUGCGAGUACGUUCCUACCAACAGUAGCCGUGUAUGUUUAUUGCACAUAUUGCUUAAUAAACAAACUAUUGAACUAAAAGAUGAAUUUAACAUUUAUUUAUUUGAAAAAAUGGGUCUCAAACUAGUUUUUUAUUAAAUAAAUAUUAUUGAUAAAUUUUGUAUAAUUUUAAGUAACACUAACUUUAAGAUUUAAUAACAGAUGCAUAACAAAGAGCGUGCAGGCAAUUUGCGACGCUAUGCAACCGUACACUUAGAAUUUGACUGUAUAAUCUUAUAAACGCAUGCAUGAAUAUGGACUUUUGUCUUGAUAUAUAUAACAUAUUCAUAAGUUUAAUAAAUUGCGUACUACAUGUCUG